Molecule: messenger RNA, 454 nt
Organism: Neurospora tetraspora
Lineage: Eukaryota; Fungi; Ascomycota; Sordariomycetes; Sordariales; Sordariaceae
Exons: 1
Coding region: 105-377 (90 amino acids)
Source: RefSeq, a predicted model, not a curated record
CAUGUUCUAAUCAAACUUUGUAUGUCGAACUUUGUUGUUCGCUUCUUCUAGUAUACUCUGGUAUCAAAUGUGAAACCAAAUAAGCGCGCAAGGAAAAACGGACAAUGAAAAUAACCCGAAAACUUGCUAUAUUCCUCCCCCUCCUUCUUCCCAUGCGUGCUCAAUAUCACCUUUUUUUCUGUUCGCUUCUUUCCGUUUGCAAGCAACGUCUCCCUCUAGUCCCCGCUUCCCAUGUUCCGAAUGGUGAACUGCUGACAGCAUCCUACAUGAACUCUGAAGUGGUGAUAGCGAGCCUGGGCUUCAGAAUCGGCCUGGCCUCAGAAAGACCCCGCGUCAUUCGGAUGCAGUCAUCAUUCCCAUCGGAAGUACGUCCCUAAAAAUAACGGGCAGGAAGCCCCUCGAGUCGAGGGGUGGGUUUGCGGCAAAAUAAAUGAAACUUUCCGAGGAAGAGGGA